GUUUGUGCAUAUUAAAUUAAAUAAAAUAUAUUUUUAUACAGUAUAGUUUUAUACACCAAACAUAUACAACAAAUAUUACUCACAAACAAUCAAAUAAAGUUUCUUUAAAAUGUCUACAAAACGUAAACUAAAUGAUGUGAUGAUAGAAGAUGGGGAGCUCUUGCAGAAUUUUAGUAAUAAGAAACAACAAGUUAUAUUGAAUGAGAAUAAACACUCGUUGGAUUCUGAUGAAGACGACAGUGAAGAUGAUUUUGAUCAUAUGGACAAUCAUGAGAUUGAAGGCGAGGAGGAUUGUGAAAUAUUUAAAGAAGGAGAGGUUCAAAUUACGCCUUUCAACAUGAAAGAAGAACUUCAAGAGGGCCAUUUUGAUAACCAAGGACACUACCAUUGGAAAAAAGAUGCCGACGCAGAUCUUAAAGAUCACUGGCUCGAUAAUAUUGAUUGGGUUAAGAUUAAAGAAACGACAGAUGGUAAAGCAAAAAUAAAAGAGGAGAGUGAUGAUGACGAUGAACCUAAUUCUUCCUUCGAUUUGAUUGAAUCUUAUAAAAAGAUGCUGGAAUUCAUGAAGCCAAACGAGACUGUUUUAAAAACGUUGCAAAGGCUUGGUAAAUCUUCAAAAAUAUCGUCAGCCCAACGAUGGAAAAACAAAAAACUGGGCAUUGUGGAUCCGAAUGCUGAACUGGUCACAAAUCUGACAUCGCUGGCCAACGAGGUCCUCACCAAAAUGGGCGACAUGGACAUUUAUCAGCAAACGUACGAGCAAAUUCAGCAGCAAAUCGGCAAGGAGCAGAACAAGAGGCCAACUGCAUCCACCGAGCUCGACAUGUACGCCGACGACUUCGACGAGAAGGAAAAGGCUAAAAUGUCGUCGAAUGUGGAGGAGGAGGCAAAUCCCAUCGACGAUGGUAAAGGACUCAUGUGGGAAUUCAAGUGGGGCACCUCGGACGCCGACCAGGUUCAUGGGCCCCAUUCCACCGAGCAAAUGCAGGAGUGGGUCAGUAACGGGUAUUUCAAGACGGGUGUCUGGGUCAGAAAAGUUGGUAGCGAGGGAGAGUUUCAUACAUCGAAUAGGAUCGAUUUUGAAUUGUAUUUGUGA
Molecule: messenger RNA, 1096 nt
Organism: Ctenocephalides felis (cat flea)
Lineage: Eukaryota; Metazoa; Arthropoda; Insecta; Siphonaptera; Pulicidae
Gene: holn1
Product: CD2 antigen cytoplasmic tail-binding protein 2 homolog
Exons: 5
Coding region: 110-1096 (328 amino acids)
Cellular component (GO): U5 snRNP
Molecular function (GO): protein binding
Source: RefSeq, a predicted model, not a curated record